UGGAUCUCUGAUCUUAGCAGAGACAGCACAUUACCUAGGACAAUGCGAUCGAUAAUACAGUUCACAUAACUCUUCAGUCAAAUGAGAAUUGGAAUUGGAAAUAGUAACGCCAUACUAGCAGACUUGAAAUUGAAAUUUUGAUUUUAGGAAUGCAAAUAUACUUCUAAAUAAUAUAAAAUAUGCGUUGAAAGAAAUUAUACAGAAAGACAGAGUCUCUGUGACGUCAUUCAACAGAAGUCGCCAUCUUAGAAUGUAGUAGUGUUGGUGGUACAGCUGACCUGUCAUUGCACAGUUGAAAUUGGUGGUGAUUAGUAGAGAACAGGGGAUUAUAGGCCCCGCUGUGCUCAUAUAGAUCUACUGUUAUCGUGACAGUGAAGAUGGCAGGACAGACGAUAAACGACAGGCUACUUGCUGCAAGACAUAGUUUAGCCGGUCAGGGCCUGGCUAAAUCUGUUUGCAAGGCAACCACAGAGGAGAUGAUCGGCCCAAAAAAGAAGCACUUGGACUAUUUGAUGCACUGUACAAACGAACCAAAUGUCUCAAUACCACAGCUAGCUAAUCUGCUGAUAGAACGAUCACAGAAUACAAAUUGGGUUGUUGUGUUCAAGGCUCUGAUUACAGUACAUCAUAUGAUGUGCUAUGGUAAUGAGCGUUUCACACAGUAUUUGGCUUCAAGCAACAGUACCUUCCAGUUAAGCAAUUUCUUAGAUAAAUCAGGGGUCCAAGGUUAUGAUAUGUCUCCAUUUAUUAGGAGAUACGCCAAGUACCUGAAUGAAAAAGCACUUUCAUACAGAACUGUUGCAUUUGAUUUUUGUAAAGUAAAACGUGGGAAAGAUGAUGGAACAUUAAGAACAAUGAGUGCAGAGAAACUACUCAAAACCUUGCCAGUGCUACAGAGCCAACUUGAUGCAUUGUUGGAAUUUGAUUGUACAGCAAAUGACUUAACUAAUGGUGUCAUUAACAUGGCAUUUAUGCUACUCUUCAGAGAUCUGAUUAGGUUAUUUGCUUGUUACAAUGAUGGCAUAAUAAACCUGCUAGAAAAAUAUUUUGAUAUGAAUAAGAAGCAGUGCAGAGAUGCUCUGGAUUUGUACAAGAAAUUUCUCAUUAGAAUGGACAGAGUAGCAGAAUUUCUUAAAGUUGCAGAGAAUGUUGGUAUAGACAAAGGAGACAUACCAGACUUAACAAAGGCUCCCAGUAGUCUUUUGGAUGCUCUGGAACAGCAUUUAGCAUCACUGGAAGGCAAGAAGGGCUCUGCAGCAAACACACCUACACAGACUGCAAGUAAUCGCACCAAUGUUAAGUCAGGAGUUUCUGCACUUUCCUCAACCAGUACAGCAUUCGGGACAGCAGCUGCCAAUGCAAGGCUAGACUCCCAUACCAAUGGCAUUGAUGAGUCACUUAAACAGCAAGUAUUGGCAGAAGAAGAAGCUGCUAUGAAUCAGUACAAGGCAAAAGUUUCGUCCCCAACUAGUGGCAGUCAGAGUACCAAUCCAUUCUUAAGCUCUCCUACAUCAGCUACACCUGUAACCACAGCUGCAACUUCACAGCCAAUUGUUGAUUUGUUUGGUUCCCCCACAUCAGGUCCAGAAUCUUCACAGCAAAUCGUAAAGGCAUCAGAUGACCUUCUGCAGUUGAGUGGAAAUCCAUUUGCAGACAUAUUCUCAGCAACACCACAGCCAGUGUCUGUUCCAGCUGGGAAGACUUCAACGGACAUUUGGUUAUCAAAUGGUUUCAAGCCUACACCAGUGUCCAGCACAAACGCAUUUGUUUCUGACCAGAACUUCACAUCAGUAUUUGGAGGUGGUGAGGCAACAGCUGCGACUGCCGGGACGGCUGCACCGAAUCCCUUCAUGUCCGACUUUAGCCCGGCUCGUGGAAGCCACCAGGAAACCACCUCCUCAGCCAUGGCCACUGGGUUGGGGAUAUUUGACGAGCAAACAAAACGGGGUGAUAGUGGGAAUGAUCUUUUCGGGAACGAUUUUGGAGGCGGUAGAGACACUGGCUUAUUCACAGGGGGUGAAGGACUCUUGCAACCCACAGAGGUAUCAGGUUUAGAGGAAAAAAAGGUCAGAGAGGAACAGUCAGUGUCUGAUAAUAGCAUUACAGAGGGAUCUGCCCAGAUGGCUGCGAAAGUGGCAUCACCUCCACCUCCCCGUCCUCCUCCUCCUGCUACAAGUGGAACACCAAGGACGGACUCUCCUGUGCCUGCUGGAGGCUCUCCUAGCAGACCUGCUCCUGCCAAUAUUCCAUCAAAGAGUGCUUUUGAGGACCUCAAUGAAAGUAUUCGCGCUGCUCUGGGUGGCUCACCUACACGACCUCCACCCUCUGUGGGGUCAGUCACAACAUCUGUGCCUGCAUCGUAUCCUGCGCAGCCUAUGUAUGGUGGGUUCGAUAUGGGGAUAAUGGCCGGAGGAGGAGGAGGUGGAGGUGUGGCGUUUGGCCAGACACCUGCUGGUGCUCCUAUGGGCUACGGCUCACCAGCCAAACAAGGAAUGGGCAUGACAGCAGUCCCAGGCCUAGCUGCCACUGCUGCAAGCUCUGUACCUGCAGACAGCAGCAGUAAGGUGCUCACUGGAGACUUGGAUAGCAGCCUUGCUUCUCUGGCACAGAACUUAACUAUCAACAAGGGCAGCACUCAGACUGUGAA
Molecule: messenger RNA, 2647 nt
Organism: Schistocerca gregaria
Lineage: Eukaryota; Metazoa; Arthropoda; Insecta; Orthoptera; Acrididae
Gene: lap
Product: phosphatidylinositol-binding clathrin assembly protein LAP
Biological process (GO): synaptic vesicle budding from presynaptic endocytic zone membrane; clathrin-dependent endocytosis; clathrin coat assembly
Cellular component (GO): synaptic vesicle; clathrin-coated pit; clathrin-coated vesicle
Molecular function (GO): phosphatidylinositol-4,5-bisphosphate binding; 1-phosphatidylinositol binding; SNARE binding
Source: RefSeq, a predicted model, not a curated record